Messenger RNA from Trichobilharzia szidati, 1390 nucleotides. Lineage: Eukaryota; Metazoa; Platyhelminthes; Trematoda; Strigeidida; Schistosomatidae. The record is from the annotation of a GenBank genome assembly.
UUUUGAGUGUUGCAAAUUCAUGAUGAUGUUUGCAAUUCCAUUGUUAUGUCUUGUGUAUUCCCUUUCCUUCACACAUUGUCUUCCACAAGCAUCAAACCAUCAUUUGGUUGAUCGCAUACCACCGGAAGUGGUACCACAACCCUACAUUGUCAUGGAUAAACCUAUUCAAAGUGCCAAUGCAAAUGGACAAACUAAUUCAACUACCCUAGGAUCAACAAAUGCACCGGUUAAGAAAAAUAAACCUUUAUUGAAAGCCCCAGGACCAGGGCAUGCACCAGCCAAGAAAACUAGGGCUUUAGUGCAAGCUGUAGGAUCAGCAAAUGCACUGGUUAGGAAAAAUAAACCUUUAGUAAGACCACCACAACAUCCUCCUGUUAAGCUCUCUGCACCUAAGGUCCACCCUGCAGCACCAACUCAUGCUCCAGUUAAACCAACUGCACCUCAUGCCCACCCUGCCGUCCCAACUCAUGCACCUGCUAAACCAACUGAAUCUGAUGUCCACCCUGCAGCACCAACUCAUGCUCCGGUUAAACCAGCUGCACCUCAUGCCCACCCUGCAGCACCAACUCAUGCUCCGGUUAAACCAGCUACACCUCAUGCCCACCCUGGCGUCCCAACUCAUGCACCUGCUAAACCAACUGAAUCUGAUGUCCACCCUGCAGCACCAACUCAUGCUCCGGUUAAACCAGGUACACCUCAUGCCCACCCUGGCGUCCCAACUCAUGCACCUGCUAAGCCAACUGAAUCUGAUGUCCACCCUGCUGCACCAACAGCUGCUCCGGCUAAGCCAACAGGACCUCAUGUUCACCCUGCAGUACCAACUCAUGCACCUGCUAAGCCAACUGAAUCUGAUGUCCACCCUGCUGCACCAACAGCUGCUCCGGCUAAGCCAACAGGACCUCAUGUUCACCCUGCAGUCCCAACUCAUGCACCUGCUAAGCCAACUGAAUCUGAUGUCCACCGAAAUCAUACAACACAGAAACCACACGGAGAACAUGGUUAUGUUAUAAUUCCAGAAAAGGAUCAGCAACACCAUCCAGCAGGACAUAUGGAAGGACCUCAAGGAAAAGGAAAGGGUCAGCAACAGCAUCCAGCAGGACCAAAAGGAGGACCUAAAGGAAAAGGAAAGGGUAAGAAACAGCAUCCAAAGGGAGGUCCAAAGGGAGGACCUAAAGGAAAAGGUCAUCCUGAUCAUUCAAAAGAGGUGCAUCCAGAGAAGGUUGAUCAUCGUUCAAUCUGGAAAAAAAUGUGUGAUGGCUUCUUCGAACUUUUUGCUGAAGAAGAAUUCCAUCCAGUAAAAAAUAAGGGUUAUUUGUACAACUUCUGGUAUCUAUUCCGACAAAGAUUCUUGAAUAUUAAAAAUAUAAAGCUAUUGGCCUUUGGAAAAUAA